Molecule: messenger RNA, 1356 nt
Organism: Clonostachys rhizophaga
Lineage: Eukaryota; Fungi; Ascomycota; Sordariomycetes; Hypocreales; Bionectriaceae
Source: the annotation of a GenBank genome assembly
AUGAUAACCGCGAGUCCCGAGAUCCUCCACAUCAACCCCAACCCGUGGCACAUCCCGCGGCCCAAGAAACUCACCUUCAUGCAUCUGCCCCCCGAGGUGAGACUCCGCAUCUACGAGUUCGUCCUCGUCGACAUCCCCCGAUGGGACAAGAAACAUCAUCUCAAGUGCCGCUGCCGCCCGCGCCUGGACACAGACGACACCGAGCACCCGCCCUUCCUCCAGAGCAUGGUCAAGAUCACGCCGCUCCCUCCCAAGUUUCACAUCGCCACGACCACGCGGUGCGACUGUGCCAAACGCAAGGGCCUCUCUCUCCUCCUCGCGUCCAGGGAGAUCAACCAGGCUGCCUCGCCCAUCUUCUGGUCCCUCAACACCUUCUGCUUCCUCGACUCGAUGGAGUUCCUCGCCACUGUCGGCCACAGACUCCGGCCCAAGCACCAGCAGCGCAUCCAAUCCGUCAGCUUCAUGAGUCCUGAUGCGAGGGGAAUGCCGCGCCACGUCAGAUUGUACGGCCGCCGGAGAAGGCACAUCGAACCGUUCUGGCAGGCCAUCAGGAAAUGCAUCCGUCUUCGCCACCUCGAACUGCCCGCCUGGUACAUCAAUCCUGCGCACUUCAACAUCCAUCGCAGCAACCAGCUCGCGAAGGCUCUACCUCAUCUGCAGUCUCUGGAGAUCAGCCAUUUGCUCCCAUAUAGCAACAAGGCUCAUUCCUGGGGAUACCCGUCGCCAUGGUACAAGCAGCCGGAGGAACGGACCUUCUACGUGCGCUGCUCCAGGCGAGUGCCUCUCGUGAGGGACGGAUCGUGGACGAAUCAGGCCGCAAAAGACCUUUUCCGGGAGCUGCAGCACAAUUUUCGCGUGCAUGUCAAUACUGCCGUCAAGACGAAGCUGCUCGGAGCGACGAUAGAUGGCCUGGAGGAGUAUCGAACCACGUUCAGGCUCCCGAGACAGCUGGAUGAGCAUAACUGCGUGCGCCGCAUCACGCUGCCGUCGGGGGAGACGACGACCAUUCGGUUCUAUGGUCUGCGAACCAGCAAACAGACUAGACUUCACGUCGUUCAGGAGAAGAAGGCGCUGGAUCAGAAGCAGAAGCUGAAAAAUAACCGUACGCAUGCGCAGCAGGAGGCGAUGGACAGGGAAAAGCAGCGCAAGUGGCAAAAACGCAGAUUUGAGGAAGAUCUCGAACGUCGCAGGCAUGAUGUAGACCUGAAGCAACGGGAUAGUCGGCUGGAGCUACUGAGGGAGGAGGAGGAAAAGCAGUCUAGGAAACUCGCGAGGGCUAUCAAAAGAGCCGAGGACAAGAGGAAAAGCCUCCACCAGUCUGAGAGAAAGAAAACUAUUCACAUCAAUAAUUACUAA